Prorocentrum cordatum is the source of this 1836-nucleotide messenger RNA. Lineage: Eukaryota; Dinophyceae; Prorocentrales; Prorocentraceae. The record is from the annotation of a GenBank genome assembly.
CCGAACGAUCGCGGCCGACUGCGACACAGCCGACUGAGACGCACCGAACCGAGCCGCGGCCAGAGCCGACCUCGCGGGCCCAGCCGAGCUGCGGCGCGGCCCACCUUUUUGAGCUCAUGGCAAGGUGUGGCUUCGAGAGCGAUCCGCGGAGGGCUAAAACCUCCAGGCGCAAGGGGGGGUGGGGGGCGGCCCGCGUCCACACCACAAGCGACGGGGUCGGCGCCCCCCCCCCCCCACCCCGAGGCGAUCUAAAAUCGCCGCGUCAUAAAAUGCUGCUAUAGAAGCAAAACAGGUCGGCGAAAGCCGCCACCGCGCCCUCGGCGCCGUCGCGUCGUGCGAGGAUGCUGUGUGGCGCCGUGGAGGGCUGUCUGUUUGAGGGGCUCCUCCCCCCGCUCGCCAGACCUGCGGCGCUGUCCAGGGGCGGUCUGGGGCUCUCUGGGAGAAGCGGGGAGGGACUGCAGGCGCACAUGCCGUGCACCACGAUGCAUCACCCCGCCGCAGCUCUGUUGCGUGCUGCCACGUGCGCCGGCGCACCGCCGCACACUCGGCACGCGCCGCGCAGAGGGGCGCGGGCGGAGCCACCCGGCACGCCCUGGCGCAAUUCGGAGCACGCGGCGCCUCUGGAGCACCCCGCGCGCCUGCCACGCCUGGGGCGCCCGGUGCACCUCGGCGGCACCGCGCACCUGGCGUCUGCGCUGCCUCCGAACAGCCCCCAUGCCGUGGCGAGCGCGGAACGUGCUGAGGCUCGGACGCGCGGCGGCGCAGCCCGAAUCUCGAAAACUGGCUCACCAGCCAGCGAUCAUCACGCGAGGCAGUGGCACUUGAAAAGAAUCCCGAGGUCCUGGCGUCGCCCUUCUCUUCACAGCGGGCUCUGGUCGUGAUUUGCCCCAACUUUGCAUUUUUUCGCAACGUCGGAUCUCGGGGAAGAACGCAGCAAGAGGGCCUGAUCUUAGACAGGCAGGGUGAUCAGGCGCAUGCGGAUGCGCCGCAUUCGAAAGUCCACGAGGUCACAGCCUUGUCAAAUUACGCCCGACAGGCCGACGGGCCCAACAUCUACGGCAUGAAGUCAUCGAGACACCCUAUUACCAGCACCUCCCUGCGCCAUACCCUGUAGCCAAUCCCACCUCUGCUCCAGGCCGAGCAAUGCACAUGGCUUCAAUGUGCACGGGGGCUUGCUCAAACGAACCAGACUAAAAAAGGAAAGAAAUGAUUAUAUACCAUAGUUAAGUGCAUCGUUUGAAGAUGAUAAGAUCUUCAUCCAAUGAAAGAACGGCACUGACGCCCGCAAGAGCACUGCGAUGACGGUGCGAUCAGGCCAAUGGAUUCGCGGUAAGAGGCGGUCCUCCAACUCAUCCCGCGAGCAAACGCGGAUACACGCGUCAGACGAGAGCCGAAUCUGGGCCUACGGGCUGCCUCCCGCAGCCCCCCCGCACGCCCACACCACGGCAGUGUGGUCGUCCGAUGCGGAGACCAUCAGCCGGAGGCUGCUCGACCAGGUCACCGCGUUGACCGCGCACGUGUGCGCCCUGAGACGUGCCAGCUGGUGGCCCUGGGGCCGGUGCCAGACGUGCACGCAGGCGUCCUCGCCGCCGCUCGCGACGAUGUCCGCGUCUGCCCAGGCGUCAGCAUGCAGGAUGGCCCGGGGGGGCCUGAGCCUCUCAAGAGCGGGGAACUGUGGGGAGCGUGGGUGGGCGCUCCCGCGUCAGAUUCUGGCACUUCCUUGCACCCAGCGCUGGCACUCCGCCGAAUGGCGAGAGGCCUCAAGCUAUCGCCCCCGUCGACGACGGACCCCUCUGAAACAACAGGCAAAUGUCUGCCCGCCCCACCCACCCAGCG